This is a messenger RNA of Tupaia belangeri chinensis (Chinese tree shrew), 3583 nucleotides long. It is a transcript of the gene NT5C1A, whose product is annotated as 5'-nucleotidase, cytosolic IA. Lineage: Eukaryota; Metazoa; Chordata; Mammalia; Scandentia; Tupaiidae. The transcript is spliced from 6 exons. Bases 65 to 1201 code for a protein of 378 amino acids. The record is from RefSeq and is a predicted model, not a curated record. Gene Ontology annotation, molecular function: nucleotide binding; magnesium ion binding; 5'-nucleotidase activity. Gene Ontology annotation, biological process: nucleotide metabolic process; adenosine metabolic process. Gene Ontology annotation, cellular component: cytosol; cytoplasm.
CAGCCCGCUGAGCUCCGCGUCGCCGCUGCCGCCUGCUCUGUCCGGGCCGGGUCAGAGCCGGAGCAUGGAAUGCGCCGAGCCCCGAGAGCCCCGUGAGCCCCGAGAGCCCCGGGAACCCCGGGAGCCCCGAGAACCCGGGCCGGGGGCAGAGACCUCUGCGGAUCAGCGCUGGGAAGAAGCCAAGACUUUCUAUGACAACCUGGCACCCAAAAAGAAACCCAAAUCGCCCAAGCCUCAGAACGCAGUCACCAUCGCUGUGUCCUCCCGAGCCUUGUUCCGCAUGGACGAGGAGCAGCGCAUCUACACGGAGCAGGGUGUGGAGGCCUACGUGCGCUACCAGCUGGAACACGAGAACGAACCCUUCAGCCCCGGGCCGGCCUUCCCCUUCGUGAAGGCUCUGGAGGCUGUGAACAGGCGGCUGCGGGAGCUGUACCCUGACAGCGAGGACCUCUUCGACAUCGUCCUCAUGACCAACAACCACGCUCAAGUGGGAGUCCGUCUCAUCAACAGCAUCAACCACUAUGACCUGUUCAUUGAGAGGUUCUGCAUGACGGGCGGGAACAGCCCCAUCUGCUACCUCAAGGCUUAUCACACCAACCUCUACUUGUCGGCUGAUGCCGAAAAAGUGCGAGAAGCUAUCGAUGAGGGGAUCGCAGCCGCCACCAUCUUCAGCCCCAGCAGGGAUGUGGCUGUGUCCCAGAACCAGCUGCGAGUGGCCUUCGAUGGGGACGCGGUGCUGUUCUCGGAUGAGUCGGAGCGCAUCGUCAAGGCCCACGGGCUGGACAGGUUCUUCGAGCAUGAGAAGGCCCACGAGAACAAACCUUUGGCUCAGGGCCCUUUAAAGGGCUUUCUGGAGGCGCUGGGCAGGCUGCAGAAGAAGUUCUACUCCAAGGGCCUGCGGCUGGAGUGUCCUAUCCGCACCUACUUGGUGACAGCACGCAGUGCGGCCAGUUCCGGGGCCCGGGCCCUCAAGACCCUGCGCAGCUGGGGCCUGGAGACCGACGAAGCUUUGUUCCUGGCUGGAGCGCCCAAAGGCCCCCUCCUCGAGAAGAUCCGCCCACAUAUCUUCUUUGAUGACCAGAUGUUCCACGUGGCUGGGGCUCAGGAGAUGGGCACCGUGGCUGCCCACGUGCCCUAUGGGGUGGCACAGACUUGCCGGCGGACGGCACCCACAAAGCAGGUCCCACCUGCGAGUAGCUAAGCGCUGUACCGGCCCACACUGCUCCAGGCUCCCCACCGCACUGGACACGCCAUCUGGCGGCCCCUUCUACUUCCUCACCCUCUGCCUACUGCAUGUCUGCCCCAGCCCUCUGAGUGAGGUACUUGGAGAAAGCGACGCAGCCUGGGCCGGCAUGCUCACCGUCCCUCCUGCUGGGCAAGCACUGACAGCGAAACUGCAGAGUGGCUGGGUUUCAGGCGGAAGUUGAUGGGACCAGAGGCAGGAGGGCCAGAGACGCCAGGAUGCCUUACAAGGGUGAAAACCAGCUCAGGGCGGUAUAGAGAACACAGCUUUGAGAGAGGGUGGAUCUGGCUUCUAAGUUCUGUUCUGGCAUUAGCUAUGUGACUUGGAGUAGGUCUGUUCCCAUCAUGGGCCUCAGUUUCCCCAUCUUUUAGGUGGUUUUCAAAUUCCCCGUUAGCCAAAGAAGCUUCGUUUCAUACGAUUGCCCUUUUCCAGGGAAGUAUUCUAUGCCAGGGCCACUGCGGGCAUGCCUGGCAUCUUUGUGCAAGUUACAAAAGGAUGCUCUCUUAGAGGAAUGAAUCACAAGAAGACGGCCCCUCCUCUGGCCUGACGCAGACCCACGCUGGUGCACAGCCUGGUUAGCAGGACGUGGGCUGGGUUUCAGCUCCCACUCACCCACGGCUCGAGGCUGUUGUCAAAUGAGCAACGGGCACAGUCUUCCACAGCGCUCUGUCUAGAUUGUGCGCAUUUGGAAGCCACUGGACAAAACAAUCUAUCAGCUUCCUGUGACCUAAUCCGAGCCAUGGGCGGUGGAGGGUUUGUGGAAAAAAAUGAGUGAAUUUAACCUGCAUGCAAAUUCUCCUCCCGCCAGCAGGGGGCACUGGAGGCACUCCCUGGAGAAGCGCUUUGAUGGCUGACUCAGUGUUCACUUUUGCUUUUCUGCCUCCUCCCCUCCCACACACCCUUACUCCCCAGGUGGUUGUAUCCUGCUGUGCUGUUAAGCAGCUCUACCUGUGGGGAGAGAGGCGGAGUACCUGUGUCCACAGUCACGGGCGAUACAGAAGAAAGCGUAGUGGCUGAGUGAGUGGUCGUCCCGGCUGAGCCCCGGGUGGGUGCACUGGCAAGUGUCGGGAGGUCUGAUCGGAGACAAAAGUGCCGAGCAGAGAUCGCUUAGCGUGGAAGGAGCUGAAGUGGGGCUGAAGGAGCUGCCUUUGAAGGUAACGGGCUCCCCGUCACCGGGAUGCUGUGCAGGGGAUCCCAGGACCGGUCCCCCCCCCAUGCACCCGUGAGCCCUCCACCCUUGCAGGAGCUGCUGCAGCCCCUUCUUCACCACUUCCAGGGGAGAGCUCGCUACCGCUCAGUCAGCUGAGCAGCCCUGGCUGUCUCUGGAGGAAGGGAGCACACGGCUGGCCCCCAGGAAGGCCAGGAAGGGUCAGCAGAGCAGACGUCUGUGUGUGGGCUGACUGCUUAGCCCUCCGGAGGAAUCCUGGCAGUGGGCAAGCACCAUGUGGAGAGAAACAACCGUAUCCUUGAGGCGGGGUGGUGGUGAGGGGCUUGGGAAGGAGCCUGGAGGUGUGGGGGUGAAGGCAGCCUGGGACACCUGAUCUUGUCCUUUCAGGGACUCAGCCCAGGUCUGAGUGGGCACAGGUUCUGGGUGGGGUGGGGUAGGAACUGCAGAAAGAUGAUCCAGGCAGGAGAAAAACGCGGAGUCAGAGGUGCAGUGAGGUGUGCUGAAGAGCAGUGCUGGGCUGGGCUUUGGCUGUCAGCGCUCGAGGGCUCGGAGAGGCCAGUCCCAGAAAGGAGGGACGAGGCCAUGCUGAGCGCUAUCUUCGCUGCACCUGGAGGGGCUCCCGUGGAAGAGGCUGUUGCAAAGGAUCGCCUCCGUCGUGCAGCCAGGAUCCGUCUGGCUGGCGGAGCAGGAGGCCUGGUUCAGCGCUCCCUCCACUCCCAGAACUCCAAGUCAGAGAAGCCGUGAGACCUAAGGACAGCCUCAAGGAAAGGAAACGGAAGUGAGGGGAGCUCAGCCAGGGCAUCUGCGGUCUUGGCCAAACCACAGAAAGGCUCUCUGCCUCCCAGGGGGUCAAGAUCACCUGCCUGGAGGGCCCUCCAGAGCUGGUGGCCAUGGAAACCUUCAAGGCCAGACACAGCCCAGCUCAUGGACUGGCUUAGCUGUCUGACCAGGGUCGACCCGAGCACUGAGGGCAGCAGCAGAAGUCUCGACUAGCCAUUGCCCUCCCGGGGCCUCCAGGGCAGUGAGGAGUGCUGGAAGGUGGGUAGCAAUACUGAACGUGGUUUUGCAUAGAACAAAGUGCCCAGUGUUGACUUCAGUCGUUCAGAUUUUGGGUUUUGUUUUGUUUUGUUUUUUAGUUUGCUAGGGUGUGUGCACUCGCCAGAGAGAGAUAG